This is a messenger RNA of Brachypodium distachyon (stiff brome), 1518 nucleotides long. RefSeq lists its product as uncharacterized. The record is from RefSeq and is a predicted model, not a curated record. The transcript has 6 exons. The coding region runs from base 1 to 1125 and encodes 374 amino acids. Lineage: Eukaryota; Viridiplantae; Streptophyta; Magnoliopsida; Poales; Poaceae.
AUGAGCCUCGGUACAAUUAUGGAGUUCAGAGAUGCUACAUUUUUUGAGGACAUAUUUCCCAUGAGAGAUAUGCAUAGCACAUCUAGAGAGGAUCAUGAUGUACCUGCUGAACCCGUCAGUUCAGAGGAACAUCAGGAUCAUGGUGUAGCUCCUGAACCCGCCAUCUCAGUGAAAAAUCUUGAACAAACACGCGAUGAGAUUCUUGAGGAGUAUGACAAUGAAGCCCCUCUUAGGGAUGACACCCCUAAAACCAUUGAUGAGGCUUUUGCAUCUCCGGAUGCAGACUAUUGGAAGGAAGACAUUCGUAGUGAAAUGGAUUCUAUCAUGGCUAAUGCGGGCAAAGGGGAGGAGGCGGACGAGGAUGCCGAGGGUGAGGAGGCGGACAAGUAUGAAGCCGAGGGUGUGGAGGGGGCAUCUGCCCAGACAAGUCGCUGGCAAGACCAGCCGAGGCGCGGGAAGGCCGUCGCCGAUGCCUCAUCUCGUACUACUGCCGAGCGGGCGCGCGGUGCGGAUUCUGGGCGUCGCCGCGACAUCAAACCAGAGAUGGGGUUGUCUCUGUCGCAGCUGGACAGCGCACUGAGAGGGCUCGCCAUCAAGGGCGACGACGAGCUGUCCAUCAAGGACGAUGCUGACAUUGCCGGCGGCGGAGGAGGACCGGGCCGCAGAGGCGGAGGAGGGACAGCCCGGCUUCCUCCGUUUCCACAACGUCAGCCUAAUUUGAAGUGUCAAGCCGAACAGACGGAUUUGGAUGCAAGCAACCGAAUGGUCGUGGUGGAUUCCGGGCUUCAAGGCGACGUGGAAUCAGGAAAGGGGUUGUCGCUCUCAGAUCAGCUGGACAGCCACGAGGGUUCUCUCCAUCAAGAGCGAUGCCCAGCAGAAUUGUGCUCUUACACGCGGGCGGGACCAGGAGGUCGGGAAUGGACGCCGGCUGGAACAUGGGGGUUCGGGGUCACGAAACAGUGGAGACCGCGGCUGCAAAGAAGAAGGCUCGGGCCACAGGAGGACGGGCUGGCCAAGAAUACGGCGGCGGCGGAGGUGGGCCGGGAGGCGGCGGAGAUGGGCCGGGGGGCGGAGGAGGUGGGCCGGGCCGAUUGCCUCCGUUUCCGCACCGCCUCCCGUACGUGAAGUGUCAGCCACAAGACUGCCAGACGGAAGCAAAGUACUACUACGACCCAUGCUACAGCGUCUACUGCAAUCACCACGUCUGUGCUUGCGCCGGACGCCACCAAGUGCCCCCACCAGGCAUUUCUACUUCUGACAUCAGGAUCUACCAGCCUUUUAUGUUUCCCAGCGCUCCACUAAUGUUUGUUGGUGCAUUUCGCCAAGACAUGGCAUUUCCUAACCUACAGCGGAGAUCAUACUACUUCUGUGAUGCAAGACAGGUGUUUAGUACCAUGGAGGUGCUUCCGGUGGUUGUUCGCCACUUCGACAUGCACGGGCAGUGGAUUUCCAGGAUGAUUCCUGAUGUAUCGAUGAUCAGGAGAGAUCUCAUGUUUCCCUAUCCCCAGUUUUUUUGGG